Molecule: messenger RNA, 3665 nt
Organism: Hypoxylon trugodes
Lineage: Eukaryota; Fungi; Ascomycota; Sordariomycetes; Xylariales; Hypoxylaceae
Product: fungal-specific transcription factor domain-containing protein
Exons: 6
Coding region: 657-3584 (975 amino acids)
Biological process (GO): positive regulation of transcription by RNA polymerase II; DNA-templated transcription
Cellular component (GO): nucleus
Molecular function (GO): DNA-binding transcription factor activity, RNA polymerase II-specific; zinc ion binding; sequence-specific DNA binding
Source: RefSeq, a predicted model, not a curated record
CGCAUACGUAAUAGCGAAAAGGUACUAGCUACUAGCCUUCUUUAGGUACCCUAGGUAUUGGCUUCUACCUAUUACCUAUUACCUACCUAAGUACCUAAUCUUAGGCGCCUUAUGCUAUAACCAGCGCUGCGCUACUGCAUCAGCGUCCACAUCCACAUCCCCAUCUUACCUACCUUGCCUCUACUUUUUUUCUCAGCUACCCUAAGCAACCACCUGAGCAGCCAGUUCUUCCCCGGAGGUCAGUGCUCAGAUAAGAAUUACCUACAUUCUUCAUCCUCUUCCACGUUGUUGGCUUUGUUUUUUUUAGUCUUUUGGUUCAACGUCGAGACCGUUUACGACCAUUUGCCUGACUAUUACGCUCGUUCAAAAUAUCUCAAUUGGACUGGAUCCUUGAUCGCAAUUUAUCUACCGAUUAUCUACUGACAUACUGAUUCAUAUACAGGCAGUUUUAUUUCUGUCUUCGGUAUCUCGGCGCUUGUUGAAUUAAUGCAGUUCGCUUAACCGGCAACAUCAGGUAUUCUCAAAAUGCGUUGUGGACGCGUCUCCUGUCUCCUGAACAAGUGAAGAAACCGAGACAGGGAAAAGACGAUAAAGGACUGAUCUUCACUUUUUUUGAGGAGGGUGCCAAUUCCCGGCACCCACAAUUUGGCACGGAUAUGUCUCCUCUUUCUCGCUCUUCACAACCUCCCGCGAACCGCCUCGCGUCCGUCAAGCCCGAGGCCGUGGAAGGUCAAUUAUCUGAUGACGACGAUUCCGCCUUGCAAACGCUAGCGACUGAUUCUCCCGCUGGAGAUACGCCGGCGUCUGCCGCCCUGGGCAAGGGCGCCGAAAGUUCUAGUGAGACUCCGUCUGCUCCUCUGCAGAAGCGCCGGAGGGUUACACGCGCAUGCGAUGAAUGCCGUAGGAAGAAGAUCAAAUGCGACGGCAAACAACCAUGUACGCAUUGCCAGGUGUAUAGCUAUGAAUGCACCUACGAUAAGCCUUCCAAUAGGCGCAGGAACCCAGCCCCGCAGUAUAUAGAGGCUCUGGAGAAUAAACUGUCUAGAGCAGAAACAUUGCUACGCAAAUUCAUGCCAGACGUUGACCUCAAUGAUCCAAGCCUGGACCCGGCGGUUCAACAAGAAUUUCGCAUUCGGGAGCAAGCCAGAUUACGAGCUACCACAUCCAAGGGGAAGCAAUCAGGCGGCUCGUCAUCAUCUCUAGAUGCUCAAUUGCAUUCUAUGAUCGAAACCGUUGGCCAACUCGACCUCGACGAGAAGGGCAAUUAUGAUUUUCACGGAAACUCGUCUGGUUCGGUCUUCUUCAAGAGGAUGAAAGAUCAUUUCCGAAGUCUCUUAGGUAGAGAUUACCAAGUACCAUUUCUUCCCCGACCGCCUCGGCCUACGGGUGUUAUGACCCUUGAUUCGCCUAGAUCGUCAUCAAGCUCGCGUAUGCCGCAAGGCCACAUUCCAAGCAUAUACGAAUUGCCCGCGAAGAAACGAGUACUAGCCCUGUGCUCCGAGUCUCUUAACAAUGCGACGUGUCUGCUACGAAUCGUUCAUAUACCUACUUUCUAUAGAAUGCUGGAUGGCCUUUAUGAGAAGUCGCCGGAUUCGUUUUCGAAAGAAGAUAGGAGAAGUUUAGCGUUGGCGUACGCUGUUAUGGCGCUGGGCUGCAUGUACAACCUUCCUGAAGAUGAUGGUUCCGAGACUCCACCGUACAAGAUCUCGAUCGACGAAGCGGUCAAAUACUACAGCGCAGCAAGAGUCCUUUUGCAGGAUAUAACCGAAUGUCGGGAUCUGACAUCUCUUCAAGCAUUGCUCUUCAUGAUACUUUUUAUCCAGUCAAUAUCGAAUCUAAGUACUUGCUACGGUUUUGUUGGGAUUGCUCUACGGUCAGCAUUGAGGAUGGGGUUGCAUCGACACCUACCGCAGAUUCAACUAAACCCGAUAGAAUCCGAAACAAGGCGAAGAGUGUUCUAUAUAUGUCGGCAAAUGGAUACAUACGUAUCUGCUUUACUAGGGUUCCCGUUACUUCUAAACGACGAGGAUAUCGACCAACCUUUGCCAACUCCUGUAGAUGACGAGUAUAUUACGAAAGACAAGAUUAUAGUGCCGCCUCCGGGAACGCCUUCUUUCUUCGAAGCUUUCAAUGCUCACGUAAGGUUGAUGGACAUCCUAGGAAAAGUUGUGAAACACAUCUACCCAUUGAAAGGGAUGGAACAAAAUGAGGGCGAAGGCGUCGGAGAACCCUACGCAUCCUAUAUGAUUAGCUAUGGAAAAAUCAAAGAAAUGGAGACAGAGCUUCAACGAUGGAAUGAAGAUCUACCCAUCGCUUGGCGGCCGGAUCCUGAAGGACCUGUCGAAGUCGUUCGGGUACGCAAUCUAUUGAGGUUUACUUUCGCUCAUGUGCAGAUGGUUUUGUACAGACCAUUCCUGCAUUAUGUUUCCCCACGCAUCUCAGAAGGCAAGGAUGUGAAUGACCGCGCUUACGCCUGUGGCGCCGCCGGCAUCAGUGUCGCUCGAAACAUAGUACAUAUCGGGACGGAAAUGCGGAAACAAGUUCCCCUUGUCGGUCCAUAUUGGUUUACCCUUUUCACCGAAUUCUUUGCGGUCAUCACCUUGGUAUUCUUCGUGUUAGAAAACCAAGAGAAGGAUGGAUCUAUGGAAAUUCUUGCAGAUGCUGUUGCGGGCAAAGAGAUGAUUUGCGAACUUUCAAGGAAGAGUAUGGUUGCGGAUCGUAUAUCUAGCUCAUUGACCAUGCUCUUUGACCAAUUGCCAAGUAACUUGAAAGAUAUCAAGGCACGAACGGGACCAUCUCGAAAGCGCCCCGCGUCAGGAGAAUCCCGGAACAGCACCACGCUGGCAUCGCAUCCGGGAUACUCUACAGAGUCGAUACAGUCCCAACCCGAGAUGGCUAAUCGAUCUCAGGGCAUAUCGGCUAAGAAAGCUGGAAAGGCCCCAGCUGGACCCAUCCCGCCAGGAAUCCCCAUUGGCAAUUCACCCCUGCCCCAACCAGAACUUGGAAGCCCAUUUACCACCGCCUUCCCGUUCUCACCGUUGGAUUUAGAAAUACCCUCGCCAGAUUCCGUCACCGCUGCUGCUUUGCACGAGCCUAGCCCACUAGACCUGCAGCAACAUGCAUUUAGUGCGGGUAAUAACCCGAUCCACCAGCUUGAUGCUGUGAUGUUCCCUUCGGACGAUCCCUUAGCCUACCCCAACCAACCUCAGGUUGAAUUUGGUACCAACCCGUCUACGGUGCCCAAUACUAACCCGGGAGACAUUUCGCACCACGAGCCUUCUCAGUUCUACGCACCCAAUUUCUUUGAAGGUAUCGAGGGGCAACUCAUGGGUCCGUUACCGCCGUAUUUAAUGCAAUCGCAAGGCCAGCCUGGUUUUAACUUCCCGGCUCAGAUGUACUCAGACCCGAUGUUGCUGCAAAUGCAUACUGUAGAGCACCGACAGUCGCAGCCGCAGCCGCAUCCUCAAUUUCAACCAAGCCAAUCACGCUUGUUUCGACGACGGGGUCAACAGUCAGGGGAGAUGGAUGAAUUAUUAGCUAAUACGUCGUGGCAUGGAUCGUUUCCCCAACAUGGAAUGGAAUAGGAUUAUGAAUAGAAAAAGGAUACCCCUCUGCAUGAGCGCGAUAGUAGCACGUCUACGAAUGCUUUACUUAGACGAACCUUC